This is a messenger RNA of Lithohypha guttulata, 2847 nucleotides long. RefSeq lists its product as uncharacterized. Gene Ontology annotation, biological process: protein K48-linked deubiquitination. Bases 1 to 2847 code for a protein of 948 amino acids. The record is from RefSeq and is a predicted model, not a curated record. The transcript has 2 exons. Lineage: Eukaryota; Fungi; Ascomycota; Eurotiomycetes; Chaetothyriales; Trichomeriaceae. Gene Ontology annotation, cellular component: cell periphery; cytosol. Gene Ontology annotation, molecular function: cysteine-type deubiquitinase activity; K48-linked deubiquitinase activity; cysteine-type carboxypeptidase activity.
AUGGUCAUUCGAAAGUCGUCGGUGCCUUACCCGGCCUCCCCUCCACCUGCGCCGCCUGAGCCGCCCAUGCACCAAACGCACCUACAUGUUGAUUCGGCUGAUGUUCCUCCUGUUCCCUCCUAUGCACAACGAUCACAGAUGGGCUCCCAUUUUGAGGAGAUGGGAAAUCCAUGGCAGGACGAUAUCAGCUCCCGCAACGAGCAGGACCGACGCGACAUUCCCAACCUGCUGCGACCUGGGGUGAACCAGACUUCUGCACAAUCGAGAAACACUCCCCCGGACGUACCUGAUGUUCUGAAACCCGGAUGGUCCGGCGAGGUCACCCCUCGUUCCUCCUUGGACAGCGAUCGAUCCCCAGAAAGAGAGUGGUGGGACGAUGAGGACGAACAGAAGACGGACCAUGGGGAUCCUACUGAUCCGGGCAUAAAACAUUCGAGGGAGCUUCAUGUGGUAAACAACACUGCUUCUCCUUCCGAACCUGCUAUACAGUCUGCCUCUAUUGUCAAGCGCAAACCACUUCCGCAGAGUCAUUCACCUGCCCAAGAUACUCUGCCUACCUCAGUCCACCAGCCCGAAUUUGCCUCGAAUAAUCCUUUCAGAAGACUUUCGGAAACACACCAACCUGAACAUGCACCGGAAACUGAGAGCUAUUCCAGAUCAGGACAUCCACAUCCAUUACGAAGCUCACCCUCGAAAGACCAGCUAGGAAGACUCGCCCUUAACGAUGGCUUUCAAGAAAAAGAAGCGAUACCGACACCACCAUCGAUCGCACCACCUCUGCCUCCAAUGGAAGCGCCGCCUCCCAUACCACGGUUGCAGGAACCCCUCAUGCCUACACAGACCGGUAACGAUCAGAACCCCUGGGCAUCGGUGAAGCCUCCACUACCAUCACCCAGCUCUUUCGAGCCAAGGCAACAUUUUGACACAGUCCCCACUGAUGACUUGCUCGAUCGCGGACACCAUGAAGGAUCACUCUCACUUGGUGAAGAGCUUAGAGCGAUCCCCAACAAUCCUACUGCUCCGAGACCAUCAACAAUUCGCGAACCGUCCCUGUUAGAGAAUGAAGAGCCAGGUCCACCCAAACCACCACGACCCGUAAGGCAGGAGUCUGAUGAUCUUUAUGCUCCGCCUCCUGGUCUACCUCCAUCUCUCCAACCACCAGUGAAACCUCCACGACCUGCUGUUGUUACAAGUGAACGUGAUCUGGCCAUGAUGAAAGAGCAACGAAACGAAACGUAUCAAAUCAAGCAUUUCAACUGGUACGACUUACGAACCUCGAGAAUGAGACGAUCGUCAAUGUUGACCCAAAACCAGAAUGGGCCUUGUCCCCUACUUGCUCUUGUCAAUGCCAUGAUCUUGGGCGCCACGGAGGAAAUGCAAGCGGCGUUAGACGAAGCGCUACGGUUACGCGAGCAGGUGUCGCUGGGGUUGAUUAUCGAGACCCUAAUGGAUGAGCUUCUCACCAGAGCUGCAAUGUCUGACACUUUACGCUUACCUGAUGUGGACGAGCUCAACCGAUUUCUAAUGCGAUUGAGGACAGGAAUGAAUGCAAAUCCGCGCUUCGUGCCUGCAUCACAGCCAGUUCCUAACCUCAUGGACGGUGAUACACCUACUACGCCCGCAGCACCACGACCUCUGACUGUGGUUGGCACCUUCGAGACUACACAGGAUAUCAGCCUGUACAGCUCCUUCAGGAUCAAGCUUGUACAUGGCUGGCUGCCACAACCUAACGAUGAAGCCUCACGCGCCUUCGCACGAUCUGCGCAGACGUACGAAGAUGCUCAGGCAGUUCAAUUCGGAGAAGAAGAGCUCGAAUACAAGCUUUCGAAUGGAGGGCUAAAUCAGCAUGAGCAGCAGCUUUGGCAAGAUAUUACUUCUAUCAAGCAAUUCUUCCGAGCAUUCCCAACACAAUUGACGCCUUAUGGCCUUGGAGUCGUACAAGAAUCACUUGAACCUGGUGAAUUUGCGAUACUGUUUCGCAACGAUCACUUCAGCACGAUCUACAAGAAUCCUCGAGACCAGCGACUCUACACACUGGUUACAGACGCAGGAUAUGCUGAUCGAGAUGAAAUUAUCUGGGAGUCCUUGGAGGACAUCAACGGUGCUCGGACGGAACACUUUUCAGGAGAUUUCCAUUCUGCUCAACUCGCGCCACCAAGCACUUCGCACACUGCUGCAGCACUUACUCCACAGGAGCAACAAGAGCAGGCAGAUAUGGACUUCGCGAUAGCAUUACAGAUGCAGGAGGAGGAAGAGCAGGCACAAAGAAGAGCCCGGAAUCAGCAGCAGAACAGCCGAGGUGGAGGUGUGAGACCAGGCGAUCCCGCUCAAAGACCAAGAAGAUCGCAGGGCAACAUCCCGAUACCUCUGAGAAGCAACCCCGGCGGCGAAGUGAGACCUGUCAUUCCACCUCGAAACCAGAAUACGAACAGGAAUCCAGCCGUAAAUAGGCCAGCAGAUGCGGAUCAAGUCGAUGCGCCGCCUGCCUAUGAGGAGGCUGCCGGGCAUAGGCCUUAUGUUCCACCAAUAGGUAGUCCACUACACCCAUCGAGCUCGACUGAUCUGCCACUUGGCCGAGCUAGCACAAGCACUAGUAAUGUGCACGCUCAGGGUCAGACAACCGGGGUGACAAAUCCCAUGUAUAGACACAGCAGCUAUAGUGAUGCUCGGCCAGCUCAACACUUAAGACGAACUAGCGCUUACGGCGAGAAUACGGAAUACCGCUCGCCAGACUACCCAGCUGGUCCGUUUGGGCCGAAUCAUGCCUAUAUGCCAUCAGCUGGUUCAGAAUAUGGUAGGAGGAGGACAGCAGAUGGACGUGGUGAGAGGGACUGUGUUGUUAUGUAA